AAAAGAGACGUUCUGAGCCUGCCACGGACAAGACACCAAGAGAACCCUUCGACCCAUCCCUCCUUCAAGUGAUCUUUGAAUCACGCUACGCAGUUGGAGAACUGCUCGGUAAAGGAGGUUUUGGACGUGUUUAUGCAGGAACCAGAAUGUCUGAUGGAUUACAAGUUGCCAUUAAGGUCGUCGCCAGGGCCUAUGCAGCUGAAUAUAUUACCAUGCCUGACAGCGGCGUGAGCCUCCCUCUGGAGGUGGCUCUCAUGACCAUCGUGUCCCAGCCCCCUGAGUGCCCCAACAUCGUCAACCUCCUGGAGUGGUUUGAGGGACCCACCUACUUCAUUUUUGUCUUGGAGCGCCCCGUGCCCUGCAUUGAUCUAUUUAACUACUGCCAGAGACUCCCUCAGUGUCGCCUCAGUGAGAACCAAGCGAAGCACAUCAUGCGUCAGGUGGUGCUUGCUGCGAAACACUGCCGUGACCGUGGUGUUCUGCAUCGUGACAUCAAGCCAGAGAACCUCUUGGUGAAAACUGACGACGUGACUGUCAAACUGAUUGACUUUGGCUGUGGAGACCUCUUGACAGAGAGCCCCUAUAACACAUUUUCUGGCACAAAAGGAUAUAUCCCACCUGAGUGGUGGUUACAGAAAAGCUACCAGGGCCAGCCAGCAACCGUUUGGUCCUUGGGUGUGCUGCUCUAUAACCUCCUCUGUGGCAAGCUGCCAUUUGUGGGCGAGGGCGGGAUAGUCUUUGGAGCCCUGCAGUUCAGCAGGGGACUAUCCAGUGGUGAGUGAAUGCAAGAGCUUUUAAGCUCUCUACAGUUCAUAGUAAUUUUUUAUCCUUAGACAACCUUCCC
This is a messenger RNA of Sardina pilchardus (European sardine), 844 nucleotides long. RefSeq names its product serine/threonine-protein kinase pim-2-like. Lineage: Eukaryota; Metazoa; Chordata; Actinopteri; Clupeiformes; Clupeidae. The record is from RefSeq and is a predicted model, not a curated record. The transcript is spliced from 5 exons. Gene Ontology annotation, molecular function: ATP binding; protein serine/threonine kinase activity. Gene Ontology annotation, biological process: negative regulation of apoptotic process; regulation of mitotic cell cycle; protein autophosphorylation. Gene Ontology annotation, cellular component: cytoplasm. The coding region runs from base 147 to 782 and encodes 211 amino acids.